Messenger RNA from Octodon degus (degu), 2651 nucleotides. It is a transcript of the gene Rcsd1, whose product is annotated as RCSD domain containing 1. Gene Ontology annotation, molecular function: phosphatidylinositol phosphate binding; actin filament binding; retromer complex binding. Gene Ontology annotation, biological process: retrograde transport, endosome to Golgi; skeletal muscle contraction; protein localization to endosome. The record is from RefSeq and is a predicted model, not a curated record. The coding region runs from base 136 to 1293 and encodes 385 amino acids. The transcript is spliced from 7 exons. NCBI's taxonomy places the organism in Eukaryota, Metazoa, Chordata, Mammalia, Rodentia, Octodontidae. Gene Ontology annotation, cellular component: WASH complex; early endosome.
CUCCGCUGCUCCUUCCUGGUUCUCCGCGGAGCUGAGCGCAGCACAGCGCAGCCCGGCGCGCGCCGCCCACUCGCCCCGGCUGGGCGCACAGGGACCGCGGGGACCACGAGCUCCGGCCAGGACGACCUGGAGGACAUGGAGGAGAGGCCUGCAGAGUCCAAUGCCGGCGUGGACAGCUCGGCACCCCCGUCGGUGGCCCAGCUGGCCGGGCAGUUCCGGGAGCAGGCAGCUGUGGCCAAGGAGACACCAGCCAUUAAACCAAGCAGAAGGAAACCACCCUGCUCCCUCCCCCUCUUCCCCCCCAAGGUAGAACCUGGCCAGAAUGGUGAGGAGAAAGCAUCUUCCAAUGCCAGCCACGCUCCUAAAGUCAAGGUGAAGAGCUCGCCCCUGAUUGAGAAGCUCCAGGCCAAUCUUACCUUUGAUCCAGCGGCCCUUCUGCCCGGAGCCUCACCCAAGAGUCCUGGCCUCAAGGCCCUGGUGUCGCCAUUUCACAGCCCUCCAUCCACUCCCAGCAGCCCUGGCGUGAGGCCACGGCCCAGCGAGGCAGAGGAGGUGCCUGUCAGCUUCGACCAGCCCCCAGAAGGGAGUCACCUGCCCUGCUACAACAAGGUACGGACAAGGGGCUCUAUCAAAAGGCGCCCCCCCUCCAGGAGGUUCCGAAGGUCACAGUCAGACUGUGGGGACCUUAGAGAUUUUGGGGCCUCUGACUCAUCUCAGGAGAAUGGUGCCAGGGAAAAUGGGGAUGAGGUAUUCCCACCCAAGAGUGACACCUUGGGCUCCCCACCACUCCGUGGGGGUGUGCUGGGAAGCCAGGUGCUGGUGGGCAAGCCCCCUCUGAGGAGGACAUCGAGCAGCGUGGAGAAGCAGGAGGACAGGGCCGGAUGGAGCUCGGAGGAGGCCAGUGGGAGCCCGGCGCAGGAGGGGACUCUGGAGCUAUCCCAGACCUCCUGCCCAGAGGAGGCCGAGAGUGAGCAUGUGCACCCCACGGAGGACAAGGCUGCUGGAGAGGAAGCAGAGCUGCGGAAGUCUGCAGAGGCAAAGCCAGGCGAUAAGGAGGGCAGCCCUGGCCAGAAGAGCCAAGAUGCGAAGGCCAAGGAGGAGAUCCAGGGGGAGGAGACCCCCCAGCCCCCUUCCGGAGCACAGGAAGGUGGCAGCACCCCCAUGAGUGAGGAAGACAACAAAAAGCAAGUGCCUGGAGCGGCUCAAGGCUGCAGCCCCAGGACCAGCAAUGACCUCCAGAGUGAGCCGGCUGUCCCCAUGGAUGAGCCCCUGGUCCAGGAUACUAAAAUGUGAUGAGGCUCUCAUGGUGCCCCAGUGACGAAGCUGCUGGAGACGUCUUCUUGGAAGUGGCAGUGACUACAGGAGCAGAAGCAGAGUAUUCGCCUGGAGAAUGGGGUAUCCAAAUGAACAUCCCUCACAGGCGGAGGUUGGAUAUUUAAAGCAGUGAACAAUGAUGACAGCUCACCCAGGACACGGACCAGCCUGGGGAUCCUGAACCUUCCUGGGCAGCUGGCCUCCUCAUUUGGCUCCAGUGAUGCUAAUGAGGUGUCACCUGUGUAAAGUUACAGCCUUUCUACUGUUCUGAAAUGUUUAUGGUUCUCAAAUAUCAGUAAAAAUUAUUUCUAAAUGAACAGAAGCUCAAGAAAGUAGUUUUAUUGAAAAAUUUGAACAAAAGACCUUAAAUCAUAUCAAGACCUCAGAGAUAACCUGUUACCUUGCUCCAAAUAAGAAUUGCACAACUGAUCUUGAAAACAUUGGGCCAGAAGAGAUAAUUGAACUUAAAUAUAUAAGCCAGAGAUGGUGGUACAUGCCUGUAAUCCCAGAACUCUGGGAGGCUGAGCCAGGAGGGUUGCAAGUUCAACCUCAGCCUGGGAGGAACUUGGAGAGACUUUGGAGAGAUAAUAAAAAGGGAUGAGGGCAUAGCUCAGUGCAAGGCCCUGAGUUCAAUUCCCAGUACCACAGGGUGUGUCAGUUCUACCAACUGAGGCCUUUCUGUCCCAUAGUUUGCUAGUUCCCAACCUUCUGUCACUCUUGAGGGUGCCCGUGGGACCCCUGCAGAGAGGCAGGGUUUCAGGAGGUCACUGCUCCAUGCUGUGCCUCAGUGUCCUUAGGACAGCAGUGGUACCCACAGGAUGGGUGCUGUCACCUACAUGCAAGGAUGAGUUUCACGCUCACAGAGCAGCCCUGAGCCUGUUCAUGCUUCCCAGGAACAGCAGCAGGUGUGCAAGCAGCCUCAGAAAACACCUUCCCUCACUUCCUGGGAAGCUUGUCCUAAACUAAACCAGGUUUUCAUCCCAGCUCAGGAAGAAUGAGAUAGAGCCUCUUCUCUCCUAGGCAGCUCCUGCCUGCACCUUCUGCCCAGAGGAGUAGGAGGCUCUGCAGAAGAGAAGGGGUGAUGUCUCGGCCUCCUCACACACUCCUGUGCAAAGAGCAAGCUCGGUCCUUACUCUGCUACGAGCGUUUCCGAGUGUUCACUCGCCAGCUAGAUCAUGUGGAGCAAUAGCUUUCUGGGGGUCCCUUAGGACAGGCCCUGCCUGCUUCUCAGAACUGUCUCUGGCCCAAAAAAAGCAUUCGUCACCAGUGGUACCUCAGUUUCCUCAUCCAAUUUACAGUUUUUCUCAUUUCAGGAUAGUGUUAAUAUUUAGGUAUAU